UUUGAGGGGAUGCUAGGCAGAUAGUUUUGGCAGAUCUUAUUGCUUUAACAGGCGAGCAAAUUUUGCAUGUUGGCAUAUUAUCCAUUACGAUGCAUUUUAAAUCAGUUUUUGAUGGUCUUGGUAUUAUUGACUACAAUACUAUUUUACAGAUUUUUUUUGUUAGUAUGGAAACGUAUACAUGACUUUAUGCCACACGUCAAACUAAUUAAUCAGUUGAUAAUUGCGAAUAAUUGUUGUAGAAAGUCCGAUGCAACAGCAUAUUUCCAUGCAGGUGCCCGUACCAAAAUGGCUACUGCGUCAACGCAUCGUCGAAGCGACAGCUACGCAUUUACAUUUGUGCAUUUCAAGCAUUGUAUUUAUUUCAAUGUUAGCGGAUGUAUGGCAACAAGAAAUAAUAAUUAUUCAAGCGGACAAGUUGUGGAUAUUUCAAUUUUGUUGUCCUCAGCGUAUCGCUAUGUCGCAAAUUAAAAAGACACAACUACGCAUGCACAACGGUUGCUGUGGUUACCUGUACACAUGAGUUUUCUCUUGCAUUCAAAAUGCCACCCAAGAAGAAAAAGAAGAAAGUCAGGAUGAGUAAAGCAGAGAGGUUAAAGAAGCAGCAAGAGGAAGAAGAGGCAGCCAGGCUGCAAGCUGAAAUAGAAGAACAGGAGAGGCUGGAAAGAGAGAGAAAGCUGGAGGAGAUACAAAAGCUAGAGGAAAAGGCAGAGCAGAACAGAGAUUUUGAGCUUACCGAACUGCGCCAUCUGCUGGAGGAAAACUACUCCGCAAUAAUCAGAUGGAAGGUUGAUGCUGCAGAAAAGGCAGAGGUAGUGUUCACCUGGGAGAGAUACAUGCUUUGCGAUGGAGUCCCAGAUGCAAAGGACCAGCGGGCGGUCAAUACAUUCGUCACCUUGUGGAAGGAUUACUCAGACACCGACAUCGAAGAGGAGCUUCAACUAUGCAACUCAGCAGUAAAGCUUAUUGAAGCGUUGGAUGAGCUUAUGAAAGAGGCCAAAGAUCCAGAGUUGGUCCCAAAGUACCACGAUGCUCUCAUAGAAGUCCAGGAGAUUCUCCACGCCAAGCACCUUUUCAUAGCUGAGAAGCUCCUAAAGGGAGCAAGCGACAACAUUGACCCCGACACAAGGAACAUGCAGACUGUGUCCAAACACAAAAAUGUGACGCUGUGCCUCUGGGCCAACCUCUUCAAAAAUCCAAGCUUUACAGGUUUUGACUUUCAGGAAGCUGGCCUGAGCUUUAAGCUUCCCGAGGAGCUGGCUGUGAGCGACAUCGCCGUGCGGAUCCUCCACACCCACUAUGACCACCUGUCGAUACUGUCCAGGCUCAGGCAUCUGCCUCAGAAGCCGAUAGUGGAGGAGAUUCCUCCGCCCGCCCAGCAGCCAGAGGAAACCCAGGAUGGUGAUUGCACCAGUGAACUGCCCUUUACCCCUCGCAGUCCAGCCAGUGAGCCGCCCGUAAAAAGCACCAGCCGGCCGUCUUCAGAGGAAAGCGUGAUACCUGCACAGACAGAAGAACUCAGUGGUCACAUUUGCAGCCUGGUUUUAUCUGAUGGUCCAACCAAGGAUCCAUCCUGGCCCAGCUUGGCACAGCUGAACUCUCUGAGUCCACCUGUGCCUGAAUUCGAAGAGAAAGAAGAUGACACAGAGGUUGUAAAUCUGGUUCAGUACACAACCCUGGGUGGAGUUUUCUACUACGAUCUUCUCCAACUCCCACCUCAGCCUAUCAGGAGAAAGGGGUACACGAUACUGCAGAUGGUGGAUGGGCUGAAGGUAUUCCCUUACCCAAUAGAAAGGUCCAACAAAAAGGAGUGCUCCGAUGACCCAACAGAAAAACCCAACAAGGGGGCGUGCUCCCCUGUUGGGGUGUCCAUUGUGCUUCCCGAGUGGGUUAUCUUCAUGGAGAUGCCACUCGUGGCUCGCUGGGACGCUGCAGAGGGCCGCUGGCGAAAGGACGGCAUCAUCAACGUCUCCUACGAGGAGGCAGAAGGCAAAAUCUCCUUUGAGAUGGAGUCAUUCCAGAUCUUCGCACUGAUGCGCAACACCUUCGCCAACUUUCCUUUCCGGGGCUGGGAGCUGCGGCCGCUGGGCCAAAACUCAGCUAUUUAUACUGUCAAGGGGGCUCUCAUUCAGAUCUCCAUCACCAUCGAGAAUAGUCAGUGCAUGCUGCAGGUGGCGCAGGGCAGAGGCCUCUCUCACCUCGUGGGGAAGUGGAUGAGCGGACCGGCUCUGCAGAAAGCCAUGGCCAAGGCAGGGAUCGACAUCUUUGUUAACGAGAACACGCACAAAUACGUCAGCAUCUGCAAGAAGAACCCACGUAUAGAACAGUUUGCUUAUGACCAGAUGGCCCUCUAUGCAUCAGCUUGUGCUUUUUCAUGGAGCAAGUGGAAUGCCACAUGUGGAGAGGACAAUCUGGUCCUUCAGGGCUGUGAGCACCUCAAAGCCGGCCCUGUACCUGAAGACUCUUGGAAUAUUUACUUUAUGGGUUCACAGAGGAGUAGGCAACUGGAGAUCACUGAGAACAGUGAAGCUUUUUCCACCGACCACGCUGCUGGCAGCGAGUUCCACUCCACACUCAUCCACGCUCUGCAGGACAGCAUGAGCCCUGAUGGGAUAGCUUUGGUCAGAAAGUCCCAUUACUGCUUUGUUGACACUGUGCAAAGCCUGCUUUCUGCUACCAGACCUCUGGUUUUUUCAUAAAUUGCAACGGACCAGGGGUCACAAUGGCUCAACUAAUAUCUUCAAAUACAGCUACGAUAAUGACAAA
Poecilia latipinna (sailfin molly) is the source of this 2763-nucleotide messenger RNA. RefSeq names its product dynein axonemal intermediate chain 7 (gene dnai7). Gene Ontology annotation, cellular component: axoneme. Lineage: Eukaryota; Metazoa; Chordata; Actinopteri; Cyprinodontiformes; Poeciliidae. The record is from RefSeq and is a predicted model, not a curated record. Bases 540 to 2696 code for a protein of 718 amino acids. Gene Ontology annotation, molecular function: beta-tubulin binding; microtubule binding. The transcript is spliced from 16 exons.